This is a messenger RNA of Dromaius novaehollandiae (emu), 3865 nucleotides long. RefSeq lists its product as uncharacterized. Bases 140 to 3865 code for a protein of 1241 amino acids. Gene Ontology annotation, molecular function: protein binding. NCBI's taxonomy places the organism in Eukaryota, Metazoa, Chordata, Aves, Casuariiformes, Dromaiidae. The record is from RefSeq and is a predicted model, not a curated record. The transcript is spliced from 3 exons.
GGCAGCACGCAGAGGGCAGAGCCCAUGCUCUGAAGGCAGACGUUGCGUGGACCUGCCGCCCUCCAACAGCAGCAAGGGCCGCGUCCGACCCCGGCUCUCGCGCAGGACGGGCCCCGCGGAAGGCGCCCGGGCAGCGGCCAUGGCCAAAGCGGACGACGCCGUGGAGAUGCCGACGCUGGGCCGCCCCUUCCAGCUGGGGAUGCUCUACGACUGCCGCAAGGAGACCCUCAUCCCGGGUAUCACCCUGUGGGACCUGGACACCCUCCGAAAUUACGAGGACGUGAGAUCGCAGAACAAGACGGAGUUUCAGAUCAUCGCGUCGGAUUCCCUGGAGGACAAGUCCUCUGCCCUCGGGGUCAGUUCAUCCCUGAAGGCCAGUUUUCUCUCUGGAUUGGUGGAGGUGAGCGGCUCGGCAGAGUAUCUGAGGGACAGCAGGAGCUCCAAGCGCCAGGCCCGGGUCACCCUCCAGUACUCCACCACGACACAGUUCAAGCAGCUGACGAUGAACCAGCUGGGACGCAAAAACAUCUCUUACCCCGAUGUGUUUGACCAAGGCACAGCCACCCACGUGGUUAUAGCUGUGCUGUACGGGGCACAGGCGUUCUUUGUGUUUGAUCGGGAAGUUUCUGAAAAAGAAGAUAUUCAAGAGAUACAGGGGAGUCUGAAGCUCACCAUUAGUGGCAUACCGACGGUCCAAAUCGAAGGGGAAGGAUCGGUCAAAAUGGAUGAAAAGACAAAAUCGUUCACUGAAAAAUUUAGCUGCCGGUUUCACGGUGACUUUGCUCUCGAGAGCAACCCAGUUACCUACCAAGAUGCCAUGCGAGUUUAUGCCGCCCUCCCCAAGAUGCUGGGAGCAAACGGGGAGAAGGCCGUGCCUGUGAAAGUCUGGCUGUACCCCCUGACCAAGCUGGACUCCAAAGCGGCCCGCCUGGUCCGCGAGAUCAGCUUAGCGCUGGUCUUUGAUGCCCAGUGUGUCUCGGAGCAGCUGGCAGAGCUGGACAUGCGGUGCAACGACCUGCAGAGAAACCCCGUGGCCACCAGCUUCCCCGAGAUCAAGAGGAAACUGCAGCAGUUCAAAGAUCUCUGCAAGCAGCACCGACAGGCUUUCCAAAGGGAGCUGGCCGGGGUCUUACCCUGCAUCCGCGGAGGGGGCAAGGAGGAAGGGGUGCUGGCGGAGAUCUUGAUCAGGAUCGGCAACUCGCCGUUCAACAUUCAGAGACUCAAUGAAUUCCUCAAUGAGAAGGAGCAAGAGAUGAAUUUCAUGAAGGUAUUCAUUGCUGUCCUUACGGAUGCGACUUUGGUGUCCUCACGGAGCGAGCUGCAAAGAAUAGUGCUCGAUCCAACAAGAGACCUUGUCAUGUCCUUCACAUUCACCUCCUUGGAGGAAGAGGAGCCAUAUCUAUUAGAAUUAAACAAGUGGCUCCGUUGCGGCACGUCUCAUGUUAACCCCUCAUCAACGGAUGCGGCUCCUGGGGAGAGAGACCCCAAGCAGUGGUUCGAGAACACAGAGAUAUACACGAAGGUACGAGAGCUGGCAAAAGCCUUCACCGAGUUUGCCACCGCCAACAAACCCGAGGGGAAAACGCAUUUCGUGAUCUCCUCCGUGCCGGACAAGAGCCACCCCGGGGCCACCAUCUACCUCUACGAGGCCGGCGUGCUCGUCAGCAGCGACUUCGAGCCGCCGGCAAAGCCGCUGCCCUGCCAGCCCGAGCCCGUGGGGCACGACAGCGUGCGGCUGGCGCUGCGGCCCAGCGCCUUCGGCCGGGCCGCCGUCUGCGGCUACCGCGUGGAGUACGGCACGGCGGAGGAGCGGGACUGGCGCGCCGUGGAGGCCGGCGGCGACGCCGAGGCGGUCACGGUGACGGGCCUGGCGCCCAACACCCACUACGUCUUCCGCUACGCGGCCCGGAGCCGGGCGGGCUGCGGCCCCAGCAGCCCGGAGAGCUUCCCGGCCAAGACGCUGCCCGCCAGCCCCCCGGGGCGGCCGGCGCGGGCGGGCGAGGAGCCGCACGCGGUGGCCCUGAGCUGGGCGGCGCCGGCGGCCGUGGGGCCGGGCGCCCACGUGGAGGCCUACCGGGUGGAGUACCUGGAGGAGCAGGCGGCGGGCGGCGCGGAGGCGGCGGGCGGCUGGCGGCAGAGGCGCACGGACGGCGCCGCGCCGCGCUGCCGGGUGGAGGGGCUGGAGCCCCAGACGCCCUACCGCUUCCGCGUGGCGGCACUGUGCGGGGCCGCCGGCGAGAGCCGCCCCGGCCCCGAGGCCGCGCUCUGCACCGCCCGGGAGCCGCUGCCGGCCGCCACGCGGGACUGCCUGGGCCGCGGCGCGCCGGUGGCCGGGCGGCAGCCCGCCCUCUACGCCCUGCCGCCGGAUGGGGCGGCGGGCGGCGUCGCCUACCGCCUGGGCGCCCGGGACCCGCCGGCCCCCGGCAAGGUGGUGCUGCUGCUGGGCGCCGCGGGCGCCGGCAAGAGCACGCUGCUGGACGCGGCGCUCAACCACCUGCUGGGCGUGCAGUGGGAGGACGGCUUCCGCUUCACGCUGGGCGCCGAGGCCGCCGGCGGGCGCCCGGGGCAGAGCCGCACUCCGGCGGUGCGGGCCUGCGCGGUCGGCCCCGGGCAGGGCCUCCGGGCGCCCUGCGCCCUCACCCUGGUCGACACGCCGGGGCUGGGCGACGCCCGGGGCGUGCGGCAGGACCGGCUGCUGGCCCGGCAGCUCCACGCGCUGCUCUCCGGCCCGGGGGGCUUCGACCGCGUCGACGCCGUGGGCCUGGUGGUCCCGGCCUCGCCCGCCGGCGGGGCGCACGCCCAGCGCUACGUCUUCGACGCGGCGCUCUCCCUGCUCGGCAAUGACCUGCGGGGCGGCCUCCAGCUGCUGGUCACCUCGGCGCCCGGGCCGGCGCCCCUGGCGCUGGAGGCCGCGCGGGAGGCGGAGCUGCCGGUGCCGCGCGACGCCGACGGCCGCCCCGUGCACUUCCGCUUCGACCUGGCGGGGCUCUUCGCCAGCAACGCCCAGGAGGACGAGGAGGAGCGGAACCGGCGCAAGGCCGCCUGGAAGCGGGCGGCCCGCGGCCUGGCCGCCUGGCUGGAGGCCGUGCUGGCGGCGGAGAGCCGCGACCUGGCGCUCACCAAGGAGGUGCUGGCGGCCCAGGUGCAGCUGGAGGGCUGCGCGCGGGAGCUGCCCGCCCUGGUGCGGGCCGGGCUGGCCAAGCUGCAGGAGAUGCGCCGGGCGGCAAGGGCGCGGUGCGGGGACCCGGGGCGCCCGGGCGCGCGCGUCCCCUGCGAGCCCGGGCAGACGCUCCCCGUGCCGGCGGCCCUCCCGUGCGCGGGCGCCCGCGCCCUCAACUGCCACCACUGCAACUACACGUGCCGCCGCCCCCGCCCCGCGGCGCGGGACGCGGACAAGCUCUGGUGGGCGGCCCUGGGCCCCGGCUCGGGCGCCUGCACCGCCUGCCCGGGCCGGUGCUGCUGGUACGUGCACCUGGUGCAGCCCUACCGCUUCGAGCGCGGGGCCCCCGCCGCGGAGGAGCCGCUGCGCGCGGCCGCGGUGCCCGAGGAGCUGCGCCGGCAGUACGCGGCCCUGGAGGAGGGCGUGCGGGGGCUGGCGAGCGCCGCGCGGGGCAGCCUGCAGCGCCUGCGGCAGCUGGCCCUGCGGCCCGGCCCGCUCUCCUCGGCCAAGCGCCUCGAGCUGCUGCUGCGCGCCGAGGAGCGGGAGCGGCGCCCGGGCCACGAGGAGCGCGCGGAGGCCCUGCGGGAGGAGCACGCCGCCCUCGAGCUGCUGCGCAGGGCGGCCGACGGGGAGGCCCUGCUGCCGCGCCCCGAGGACCUGUUCGAGGGGGCAGACGAGCCGGCAGCCCCCGCGGGGCAGAGCUGA